UCUCUGAGGGAGUUCGUCUGUUCAUCCCCUACCCUAGAAAUAGACCCUGGUCGGCAUGGUCUAAAAUCUAGUUACCAAUUCUGAAUCAAGUCAGCGAAAUCCGAACCGACAUCUCAGGCGUGUGACGCAUGGACUAGCUAGCAAGCUUUACCUGCUAGCUAGCGUUCGUUCCGCCGCCAUGAAUCCGUCCAAGGCUGACGCCGCGCCGACGGGGCCCGCUCCCCCGGCGGGCGCAAUGCUGCCGGCGCCCAGCCCCGCGCGCUCGCCAGGCACACCGCGCCGACGAUCUCCGCCUCCGCCCGCCGCGGGUCAGCGGCAGGCGGGGAAUCCCAGCAGCGCUUCUGGCGCGGGGAGCGGCAGUGCGGGGAACGGCGGCUCGCGCAACGUCAAACGGCCGUCGAGCAGCAGCGGGAUUCCCGGCGCUGGCAGGGAGCGCACGGUGCGGCGGCUGCGGCUGUCGAAGGCGCUGAUCAUAGCGGAGAGCACGGCGGUGGCGGAGGCGGCGCGGCGCAUGGCGGCGCGGCGAGUGGACGCGUGCCUGCUGACGGACAGCAACGGGCUGCUGUGCGGGAUCAUGUCGGACCGGGACAUUGCCCUGCGGUGCAUAGGGGAGGGCCGGCGCGCAGACUCCACGCCAUGCCACGUCAUCAUGACACGUCAGCCCCAGUUUGUGCGCAUCAGCUCCUCCGCAACGGACGCCCUCAACAAGAUGCUGCAAGGGGGCUUCCGGCACCUGCCGGUGGUGGCGCGGGGCGAGGUGGUGGCGAUGCUGGACGUGGCACGGUGCCUGUACGACGCCAUUGCGCGUUCCGAGCUCCUCGCCGAGAGGGCCAUGCACGGCCAUGCGCUCGCUGCCGCCGCCGCCGCUGCGGAGGACGCCCAGGGGCAGCCAGGGGGGAGAGGCAGCGCUGGGUUCCUGGGGUCACUGCGUGAUAGGAUAGCUCGGCCCACCCUUGCCACUCUCAUAGGCGACGAGACAAGUCCAGCAACCGUGGACCCCAACGCCACAGUGGCAGCAGCAGCUGCCACCAUGCAGCGCCGGGGCGUCACCGCCGUCAUUGUCAUGCCUGCUGCACACCCACACUCCUCCUCCGCCGCCGCCGCCGCCGCCGCCACCACCACCACCAACCACAGCAACGGCGCUGCGACGAGUCCUGCUGCUGCUUCAGCCGCAUCCCCAGCAGCAGCAGCAGCGGUGGCGCGUGCAGGGAGCAGUGGAUCCGGAGGGGGGCACAGCCGUGCAGGCAGGCCCAUGGGCAUCCUGACGUCCAAGGACAUUCUGCUGCGGGUGCUAGUGACAGGGCUGGACCCCAACAUUGUGCAGGUCAAGAAGGCCAUGACAGCGAACCCCGAGUGUGCGGGUUUGAGCACGCCAGUGGUGGAGGCGCUGCACCUCAUGCACGACGGCCGCUUCCUGCACCUCCCUGUCGUCGACAAAGACGGCAACUGUGUGGCAUGUGUCGAUGUCAUUCACCUCAUACAAGAGGCACUCUCCGCCCCACAGUGCAUGCCAGCAGCGGGGGAGGGCAGCAGCAGCAGUGGCGGCGGCGGCAAGAACGAGGCGCUGAGUGCUCUGAUGCAACGGUUCUGGGACUCUGCCCUGCGCCUGGACGCCUCCACAGGGGAUGACGCCUCCAGUGUGCGCAGCAUUGAUUUCUGGGACGCGUCUCGAGCUGCCUCUGUGUCGUCCAUGCCCUCCUCGCGCCUGCCCACCACUGCUCGCGCUCCACCUCUCCUCGCCACCACACCUGCUCCAGCGGCAGGAGCAGGAGGAGCAGGGAGAGCAGGGGGAGUAGGGGGAGCAGGGGGGGCAGGGGGGGCAGCAGCAGCAACAGGAGGAAGAGGGGCCGACGCAGGGGGAGGCCAGACAACACCAGGAACAACGCCCUCUCCUGUCGUUCCUUCAGCACCAAGCCGCACCACCAUCCUCCCCACCGCUGCUUCUCCCUCUGCUGCUCCAUCUGCUACUUCCACAGCUUCCUCAGCAGCAGCACCAACCCAUGCCUCUCCCCUGCACUCCCUCCCUCCUCCCCACCCCCCUUCGCGUCCCCUCUCCGAUAUAACCGAGGGGAAGGCGGUGUCUGGCACAGGCGGGAUCGUGGGUGUGGGAAGUGGGUCAGGAGGAGAGGGAGGCGCGGGGUUCGGUGCAGGGGGCAUGGUGCCGGGGGGGCUGGGGGGGCUGGGAGGGUUGGGAGGGCUGGGAGACAUGCGAUUUGCUUUCAAGAUGGAGGACCGGAGAGGGCGCGUGCACCGAUUUACUGCUGGGCGGGAGAGUGUGACGGAGCUCAUCUGUGCCGUGGCGUCUCGCCUUGGUCCCGACUACGACCCUAACAACCCGCCUGCUGUCAUGUACGAGGACGAGGAGGGCGACAAGGUGGUGCUGUCCACGGACGAGGACCUGCAGGCAGCCGUCACCUUUGCACUCGCCUCCAACUGCAAGGGCAUCAAGCUCCACCUGGACUUCUCAGAGCCUCAGCUGCCACCUCAACAGCCAAGCCCCAUGCAUCCCCAGCAGCAGCAGCAGCAGCAGUACCAUCCCUACCCAUAUCCCAAUGGCCCCCCAGCCUCCGUGCCACAGCCGCCCUUCACAGCCUAUGCAUACCCUGCCAUGCCUGCCAAUGGCGGCCCUGCUAGCAUGGGCGUCCAAACCGCCCAACCUCCUCACCUCUUCCACUUUCAGCAGCAUCAACAACACCCACCGCCGCCGCCGCUGCCUCAGCAGCAGCAGCAGGAACAAGUGCAGAGUUUGGUCUUUCUCCAACAAUACAUUCCUCCACACGUGCACAGCCCAGAGCACCUACACCGCCAGCAGCAGCAUCAGCAGACAGGGUCCCUCCCGCUGGCUCGCAGCCCUGCGCCAACUGCAUCUGACGGCGGGCUCCCUCCCCUCCCUCACUCUCCUGUCUUCCUCCGCCGAGCUGGCAUUCCCACCCGGCCCCCACUGCCUGCAGCAGCAACAACAGCAGCGGCAGUAGCAACAGCAACAGCAUUUGCGUCCAGUGGUUCCGCUGCGACUCCUGGCGUGGCUGCGCCGAUCCGUGUGCCAUACGCUGCCAUACAGGCGGCCAUGGCUUCACCUGCCGCUGCCCAUUCUCCCUCCAUCCCUGUCAGAGUUGCCACUGCCACAUCUGCUCACUCCACUGCUGCUCCUGCUGCUGCUGCUGCCGCAGCAACGGCACCGGCAGCACCGGUGUCCAAUGCUCAUGGGUCCACCUCCCACGCCUCUGCCAAUGCUGCUCCUUCCCCUGCACCAGCUGCUGCUGCUUCUUCUCCAGCAGCAGCAGCAGCGGCAGCCACUAUCCGAGCGGCGGGUUCCUCUGUAUCCAGCAGGCGCCACGGGUUUCCUGUUCGAGGAGACGCCCCUGCGCCCACUGCAGACACUAAGCCAUGGCAAUCCAAGAAGGCUGAUGCUGAGUCUCCUGCUGCUGUUGCUGCUGCUUCUUCCUCUGCGCCAAGUGUGUCUCGGUCGCGUUACUCGUCUGCUUAUUGGGAUUCGUCCACGGCUUGGGCCUAUGCUGGAGGUGCCACCACUGUGGUUGCUGCGGUUGCUGUUGUAGUGGCAGCUGCAGUGAUUGCACGAGGUGGACGAGUCUAGGUGGGCCUUGGGCGCAUGUACCCUUCAAGAAAGUGUGUGUGCCAUUGAGGGUUUUGUGGGGGUUUGCAGGCCAAUUGUGGCGCCUUGAAAUCUUGCAUCUUGCAAUACGGGCUUCGAGCAUGGAAGUGCGUUAGGCUACCUCUUCACGUGGGUUCCAUUUUCUGCUUUCAGGUUCUUGAAGAAGCAGCCAUGAGCAGGAAACUUUUUCAGCUUAUCAUAUUGCACAUUUUGAGGUACGGUGAAACAAUACUAUACUUCGUGUUAUGUAUCAGAAUUGAAGAAGUGAAUAGAAGGAAAGAGUCAGG
Molecule: messenger RNA, 3900 nt
Organism: Closterium sp. NIES-67
Lineage: Eukaryota; Viridiplantae; Streptophyta; Zygnematophyceae; Desmidiales; Closteriaceae
Source: the annotation of a GenBank genome assembly